AUAAUAAUUUAUAUUUAUACAGUAUUUAAUUUUAAUUAUUAGAGGCUUAGAGCCAUUUGUUUUGUUUUUUUAGUGUUUGUUGUGUGAGUAUAUUGAAAUAUAGAGUAUGUCUUCAAAAAAGUAAGUUAAUUAUGAUAUAUUAUAGAAGUUUUCACAGUUAUUGCUCAGAAAUAAUUAGUAACUAUACCAAUAUAACUUUCUAUAAUUUGAAUUUGUUUUCAUUUGUAAGUGUGGACAAAAAGAAAAAAAGAGGGUCUGACCAAUUAGCUGCACUCAUUAAUUACAUGAGUAAUGAUCCAACAUUUGCCGCAGGAAAAUUUAAAGAUCCUCAUAAUGGAAAAAGGCAAAUGGAUGUUGAGUGGGCAGAAUUAGCAGCCAAUCUCAAUGAAAUGGGACCUCCUAAAACAGUUGAGCAGUGGAAAAAAUGUUGGCGUAAUGAAAAAUGUAUGGCUCGUAAAGUUAAUAGUGCUUGGAAUAAGUAUUUGAGCCAGACUGGGAAUUCAUCUUCUAAUAAACCCCCUGAACCUAAUGAUCGCCAUCAACUAAUAUUAUCCACAAUUGGUACUGAAACUUCCGUUGGUAUUGGGGUAGGGGAGACUGGAUUUGGUGAGUGUUCAAAUACUGUAGAUGAAGGAGAAGGGGAUUUUGGUGGAGUUCUUAUGGAUGAAGAAACUAAUGUAGCUGAAGGGAUAGAGGAUUUAGAAGAAAUAGCUGACACAGUGGUUUUAAACACAUUUGGUUUUAAAGAUGAAAGUAUCACCUUUCCACAAUUAACCACUCCACUGACACCGAAGGUAAAACCAUCUCCUAAAGUUGAUACAUAUAAAAACCUUGUUGAAGAAACUAAUAGUACUCUAAAAACUAUGACUGAAGCCAUUCGUGAAAAUACAGAGCAGAUGGGGUCUGUUGUGCAUGCAAUCACCAGCAUGAGUGAUAAUAUUGCAAAGUUAACAAAUGCGCUUACAGUAAUAUCUGCACAAUUUGCUAAUAAUAAUGCUAUUAAUAAAGGCUUAAAAGAUUAUUUUGUGUUUUUUUGGCUAACUGCUUAAUACGUUUUUGGUUGCUUAACUUAUUGUUUAUUCGUACUUGUGCUUCUUUUUGCUUAAGAUUAAUGCAUGGAUAAUGUAUGUAUGGUGUUGGGACAUAUAAUUUUAAUGUAUCACUUCUGGGUUACUUGUAAGUUAUAAUUGUAAGUUAUAUUUAAACAUUGCACUUAGAGUUUUAAAAAUCUAUUCCACUAUAAAUUACAACAGUUACAGCCUUUAGGUACCGAGGUAAGUACAUAUUUAUUUUGUUGUUUAUUAUUUCUCUUGUUUUUUCUGUUUAAUUAGUAAUGCACGGAACCUGUGUUCUCUAUUUAAAAAUGUUUGGUGUUAAGACAUAUCAUUUGAAUGUAUCACUUCCUAACCUAACCUACUAAACAACUUUCUUAGUAACUUACUUAUAAGGAUUGAUGUUCAGGUAGGUAACCAUUUAUUGCAAUAUUUAUAUAUUGCACUUACAGUUUUAGAAAUCUAUUCCACAAUGAAUUACAAUAAUAAUUAUAGCCUUUUGGUAAGUACAUAUUGAUUUUGUAACUU
Molecule: messenger RNA, 1580 nt
Organism: Acyrthosiphon pisum (pea aphid)
Lineage: Eukaryota; Metazoa; Arthropoda; Insecta; Hemiptera; Aphididae
Exons: 5
Coding region: 132-1049 (305 amino acids)
Source: RefSeq, a predicted model, not a curated record